AUGACAUCCUACUCCAACUGGGGCUCUUCAGACAGCCCAGCGUUCCGAUCUACGCCCGUGCAAGGAACUGCCGCAAAUGCGCGAAACGCAGCCGCACCGGGCUGGAGAGUCCGCGCAGAAUUGGAAUUGCACGCAGGAGACUAUGUGAUUGGUUGUGUGAGCAUGAGCGUGGUGUCAAAUCAACUGCCAUGCAAGCCACUAAGACUUGCUUUGUUUGACCGCAGGAUGGAUUGCCAAAGCUGGACAAGUACGUAGAAGGCAGACCAUGCAGAGCUACCUAUCACGUGAAACCUGGCAAUCCGGUGAGGACUUUUGAGGAAGGACAAAAUCUUCUCUUGGCCAGGACCACCGACUCUCUGAGCAGCCCGGAAGAGGACAAGGAGAGCAUUGAAGGAGAAUACGUGAGUAUGCGCCUGCGCGCUGGGCAAGGCUUGAGUGCGCACACACUUGCUAAGCCUACUCGCCCACCCCAACGCAGCGCAUCCGCAUCGCAUCCCGCCGGCCAGGCAUGCAAAACACCAGCAAGAGCUCGGGAACAGCCGGCUUUGGGCAAGCAAGCGGCUCACUUGUCGUUGAACCAGCAAGAGAAGCGCGCGUCUGGGCUCUCGCUACACCAGCUCCGAGAGGCGCGCUUGCUAAGCGACGCCAAGAGCAUUCGCAUCCAAGCUCGAUGGGACUCGACUCUGACCAGAUUCCACCGCGCCAGGACGAGUCUAUUUGCAAGGACGGCAGCACUGCCACGCGUGGACGAGCAACAGCUUCGACGGCAACUGCGCUUUACAAGGAAGAGGCCUCGAACCACUCUUUGGAUGAGCAGGACAGCGACGACGGCGCAUCUUUGCCAGCACCCAGAGGGCGCCUUCCGGUAAGCCCGGUCACAGCAAGACCACAAGCAGACUCGGCAUCGCCAUCCAGGCCGCCGAGCAUCACCUUUGGCAAUGAUGGAGAUGCGCAGAAUUGGAUGGACAAGCACGCCAACGAUUUUCGAGGCCGCGAGGUUGUGCACCUUUUUGCGACCACCAAAGCAGUAGCUUGGUGGGCAGCCAAGCACAUGGCUGGCAAGAGAGCAGCGCUCAGUCCCGCGCAGCUCAACCAGCUGCACGGCACGACCAACAUCCAUUCUGCCGGCAGUGGUUGGCGAGUGCCAAGCAAGAUUAAAGGCGCAACUGGAGAGCUGGCUGCGGGAAAGUACAAGUCGACGCUGGAGGAGUUGCGGACUUGGCUGUACGAGAGAGCAGGAGCGCCAACAGGAACUCCUACUCUGGAUGGCGUGCAGCAUGGAGUUGCUCACCCCGAGCACAUUGAGCGUUGGCCUUGCUUGAAAGCCAUGCGCUUUGACGGUGCAAGGCAAUGCUUUACCAUCAAUGCAUGGAAGGAUCUCCCGCAAGUGGUGCUGACUUGGCGUGGAGCAGCCAGCGCAAACUCACCCGCAAGGAGAGGAGGAGCAAGCGCGGAUUCACCCGACUCAAGAAGAGGAGGAGCCAGCGCGGAUUCACCCAGCACCGCAUCUGCUAUUCGCGGCACGCGAGGGCUCACAACCCUAACCCUAAAGGAAGAGAUUGCAUUUACCUGCUGGGACUUGCUGCAAGGCCUUGGCUGGACCUCGCUUUGCCUUCCCGAUCAAGCGCGCGCACAGCUCCUGCCGCGAGAGGCGCCAAAAGAGCAAUUGCAGCAUCCCUUUCCUCAAGCAGCCAAGGCUCUUUUGCUCCUUGGUGUCCGUAGCAAGGUCUACAAUCCGCGCGGCUUUGGACACUGUGGUUUUGCUGCUCUACGCCACAUCAUCAAAGGCAGCGAGGAUAGGUGGAUGUCGGUGCGCAGGGACAUGGCAGACGCAGCUCAGCACGCACCUCUUGGAGUUGCGCCAUCCGCGCUGCUCUGCAACAUGCCAAAUUGCCAAGACAAGGAGCUUUGGUUUGAAGCGGAUGCGCAUCCAUGGCUUGCAGCGGCAGCAUAUGGCAGGAUUGUAGUGGUAAUCAAGGUAGGGCACAGUGUCCAAGCCGAGCACUUUUGGCCUCUUGUGCUGGACGGCGAUGUGCAUCCAGAGCCAGUUGUCUUGCUCCUCCACCAAGAAAAGGAGCAUUGGUAUGGUGGUGCGAUGCCAAUGUUGGAGGCACUCAAGACUCCACAGUCAAAGCGGUUGAGCACGUGCAAGGAUGCAUCAAUGCUUUUCAAUGGCCGUACCAUCUGGGCUGACAUGGCCUACACUUAUUUGCGCCAAUCUCUGGGUUUUGAUCCGUGA
Ceraceosorus bombacis is the source of this 2239-nucleotide messenger RNA. The record is from the annotation of a GenBank genome assembly. Lineage: Eukaryota; Fungi; Basidiomycota; Exobasidiomycetes; Ceraceosorales; Ceraceosoraceae.